AUGCCUAACUACAGCGAGGAAAUCAAAGCCAUAGCUCAAGCGAACAGCCUCGAAGCCCUGGAAGCUUUCAUCCAGCAGCAACGAGAAGCCGAUCCAGAUUACUCUCUGCCUUUCCGUGGCCUGUUCCGCGCCGCCGCAGACUGGAACGCAGACAAAAUUGCAGUGUACUGUUUAGAACAUGGCCAGCCGGUCUUUGACGGGGUGAUGACUGGGGUCGUUGUCAACGAGUCCUUUGCCGUCUACCGCGUGCUAAUCGAGCGCAAGGCCGUUGACAUCAACUACUACGUCCCCUGGUACGGAGACAUCCUUGGAACAUUUGCAUUCAGCGGUAAGAUAGACUGGGUGGGAUUCUGUCUUGAGCACGGCGCCGAUCCGAAUCGCAAUGUUAUUAGCGACGGGCUGCGGCCGUUAGCAUGCGCUGCUGGCACAGGGAAUAUGGAGAUGGUCGAUCUAAUGCUAGAGUACGGGGCACGGCUGGAGGGGAGUUACGCACUUGUCGAAGCAGCGCUGUUUGGCCACAUGGAGAUUGUCAAGCAUCUCCUUGCGAUGGGUGCUGAUAUUGAUGAGGUUGGGAUUGAGGGGCCUCCGGGGGAUGAGGGCUAUCAGUACAUGGGGAGCCCGCUUCAUCACGCUGCGACACAUGGGCUCACUGAGAUCGCGCUUUACCUGAUCGAUGCCGGGGCCAAUGUCCGACUCAUGGAUCCCAUGGGACGUACCGCGGAAGAUCUUGCUCUGAAAAACAAUCACACGGAGAUUCUUGACGCUCUGCGCCGGAAAAUGAACCCCGUGGAAAAAUGA
This is a messenger RNA of Aspergillus calidoustus, 798 nucleotides long. The record is from the annotation of a GenBank genome assembly. Lineage: Eukaryota; Fungi; Ascomycota; Eurotiomycetes; Eurotiales; Aspergillaceae.